Molecule: messenger RNA, 837 nt
Organism: Ilex paraguariensis (yerba mate)
Lineage: Eukaryota; Viridiplantae; Streptophyta; Magnoliopsida; Aquifoliales; Aquifoliaceae
Source: the annotation of a GenBank genome assembly
AUAUCUCAACCCUCGAAAUGAUGAAGCUUCCAUUUUCCAAUAUUCGAUCAUUCCCAACCGGUAAUUAUUAUUUCGGGUUCCAUUCUUCUAUGCUCGACUUUCCACUUCUCCAAUAAUAGUUCGGAUGUUACUUGCGUGCGAAAUUCUCACUUUGGGCAAGGACGCAUCGUUGGGCAAGGACGCAUCGUGGAGAAGCAUUGAAGCUCCGCCCCAUAAGUUAUGCACACCAAGUGUUUGUGUUCAUGGCGCUCUGUUUUGGUUACAUCCGUCAAGCAAUGGGUAUUCCAUCAGUCUUUUCGAUGUCAAAGAGGAGAGCUUUCAAGUAAUUCUGCCACCAAGGACCUUGAAACGCUAUGAUUUACUACUACAAUUUGGAGGCCAUCUUGCUGUGGCUGGUUAUCAUUUUCGGCAGAGUUUAGACCUCUGGGUGUUGGAGAAUUAUGAAGGACAGUCACAGUCACAGUCAUGGACCAAACACCUCAUUGACCUUCCAUUUGAUUUGGCUGACAAGGGAUAUUGGUUUCCGGCUGGGAACCUCGUUACUGACUGGUGGAGUGAUUAAGUCAUGCAUGCCUGUCUAUUCGUAUGAUCACGCUAAAGACAAGUUUGAAGAGCUUGUAAUUGGCAGGUUCGGACCAUCCCCAUCUAUAGUCGGAAAGGGAACGGAUUUUUUUCAAAUGUACUACUAUGAGGAAAAUAUUGUACCAUUGAGUGAAUUUGAAUUGUCAAGAGCAGGGGCAGAUUUGCAGUGGGUGCAGCCUGGAAUUUGAAAAAAUAUUGGGGUUUGUUGAAAUUUUUUGAAAUUUUAGAAUUUGUUAAAAAUUGCCCCACUGAAAC